Molecule: messenger RNA, 2659 nt
Organism: Toxoplasma gondii ME49
Lineage: Eukaryota; Apicomplexa; Conoidasida; Eucoccidiorida; Sarcocystidae
Product: PRP38 family protein
Exons: 13
Coding region: 1-1845 (614 amino acids)
Cellular component (GO): precatalytic spliceosome
Source: RefSeq, a predicted model, not a curated record
AUGUAUCCGUACGCCGCUCCUUAUGGCUCCUCCUCUCUUCUCCCUGCGCCGUCUGGGCAGCCUGCCGGCAUCCCUCCCGUGACUCCAGCGGUACCCGGAGGAGUCGUUUCUAACGCUCCCAGAUUCUACGGCGCUCCAGCGGCGCCGCCUGCGGCUCUGCCGCACCGCCUUGGUGUCUCCGCGGGAACACCGGCGGUCGUCGCGGCGCCUGGACCCCCAGCGACGACCGCCGUGGGCGCCGUCGACGCGGAGGAAGACAGCGGCGACACCUGGGCAGUCAACAGGUGCCACCUGCACACGAAGCCUCAACUUCACUGCAAGUUCUGUCGAAAAUAUAAAAGUUUUGCGCAGCAACUGGGAAUUCUUCAGAAGCGCGAGCUGAAGCAGCAAGAAGAUGACGACGGCAUGAAACGGAAUAUGGUGGAGAUGACGGACAGCACCACCUACAACGUCAACGCUCUCCUCAGAUCAAACAUCUUGUCCUCCGAGUAUUUCAAGUCUCUCCACGAACUCAAAACUGUUCCCGAAGUUGUCGACGAGAUCACGCAGUACGCACAACAUGCGGAGCCCUACUGCUCUGGCUCUUCUCGCGCGCCGUCGACUCUCUUCUGCUGUCUCUACAAGCUUUUCACGAUGAAGCUAACAACUAAACAGCUGGAGCAACUGCUGGACUAUUCGGACUCUCCCUACGUCCGCUGUACAGGCUUCCUCUAUUUGCGCUAUGUCCAUCCUCCGGAGAAGCUGUGGAAGUGGUACGAACAAUACUUCCUUGACGAUGAAGUAUUUGCUGCCAGUUCAGACACGAAGAGGACGACGACGAUGGGCGAGUACGUCGAGUCGCUGAUCAUGGAAGACAAGUACUUCAACACGGUGCUUCCUCGCCUUCCUGUGAAAGUGAAGAAUUUGUACGGAACGCAGUUAAUGGCGAUGGAUGAGCACAGAAGAAGAAAAGCGAAAAACACGGCAGACAUCGACCGCUUCGUCGCAGGCGCCUCUGUUCUCGCCUGCUCCAAAGGGGACUGGUUGGAAGGAGAAAUCAUAUCGGUCGAUCUGGAGAGUCGCCCCGCGGGAGUGUGGGUGCUCGUCGAGGACGGGAACGAGGAGUUAAUUGAUCUCGGCUUGGUCAUUCUGCUCCGGAAGGAGAAGAAGGAGAAGAAGCGCAAGAAAGAUGGACGCGAAGAGCGCCCCGGGGAAAGCGAGGGCGACCGGCGCCGAAGAACGAGGUCCGCCAGCGCAAGUCGGGAGAGACAACGCAAACAAGACAGAAAAGCGUCUCCGCACAGGAGACACGGAAACACUCGGUCUGAGCGAGGAGAGAGACACAAGAGAAGAAGUCGAAGCAGAAGUGGCUGCCGCAGCGACAGUCGGAGCGCGAGCAGCAGCCGGAGUCGGGGCACCAGUCCGCAUGCAAAGACUCAGCACGACCUUCUGAAGGAAUUCAGAAGAAAAGAAAGAGAAAAAGCGCUGGCAACUGGAAAGGACUACGCGAGAAGACCUACUUCGUACAAGUCGUCUUUGUCGUCGCGGCUGAACAAUCCCUCUCAGUCUUCACGCUCGCAUCGCGGAUCCUCGAGGAAAACAGACAGAUCUCCUUCACAUGGGCGAAGCGGGAACAAGCAGCCCAAGCAAGGAAGUGACCGCGACUCCAGAAGUGCGCCUGUUUCUUCGUCUUUGAACGAACCUUCGAGUACCACUCCGAAAGAACCCUCUCACGAACACUUAAAGAAAAUGCAACAGCUGAUGGAGAGGUACAGCCGAAGCAGUGCCGAGGCGACAAGUGACAACCCGCGAACGCAGGACGGGGAACUUCCGACAGUCAUGCGACUUGGAGGAGGCGGGCGUUGAGUUUCGUCUGUCUUCAUUUGCGAAAAGAAGCGGGAGUUACUCGAUCCGUUUGCUUCUUCGAGGUCUUCGUGAACUCCAAGUCACGCCUGCUGAAAAAGCUCUUCAGCUGCGCCUCGAAAGAGAGCGGAAAAACUGCGGUUUCCUCUUUGAUUUUCGUUCACCAAAGCAAAUGAAGAGGGAGUUUUUUGACAAAGAGCGAGAGAAAGACGAGACAGCGGGAGGGAGGUUGAGAGGAAAGUCGCAUCUUUGGGUCGAGUCUCGAGCCUCCAAACUGUCGGUGUGUGUUGAGUUCCACAUUUUCAUUUCUCGCGUAUAUCCUGAGCUGGGCUUUUCGCCCGCUUUCACCUGUCCUGGAGCACUGGAUACGUUUCAAGGUGUUUCACUGUGAACUCGGCACACGCUACGUCUUUCAGGUUCGCACCAUUCUGGCGGAAGAAAAGGACUAGAGGCGUUGCUUUGAGAUGCAGACGGACGUAUGGAGGACAACGACUAGCGGUGCUGUUCUGGGAUGCAGAAAACCGUAAAAUGAAGGACGUGUCUGUUCAGUGGCCGACCUACCUUCUGUCUUUUUAGCAGCGGAAAGUGGCACUGAAGGACAUAGAGGACGCGCUUCCUCAGGGACUUGGUAAUUCGAAGUAAAAAUCACGCAUGCACAGAGCGCGGAGACUUGCUGUGAUGGCGCCAGGAAAGGUGUCUUGCAGAUUGGAGUGUCUCAUAGAAUUCUUCUAUUCUUACAGAUGUUUUGCUCAAAGUGUGAAAACGACGCGUCUUACAACGAUUGUUCCUCUGGGUGACAGAGAAUUUUUUGGCUUCC